AUGGGGCCGCUUGGACACUCGCUGCACGCAUCACACGACGCUCAUGCCGCCAGCUCAUCUCCGGAUAGACUGGACGACCAGCACUCCGAGUCCAACUGGAGCCGGAAGCGGCUGGCGCGCGAGCAUCAAGAACGCUGCCCGCUGCUCAAGGUCGCCCACCAGAACAUCGAGACCGUCCUGGGCUGGCUGCAAGACAUUUACUACUCGGACCGCUAUACCGCUGGCGAAUACGAGUACCGACAUGUUAUAAUCACAAAGGCGCAUCUAGCCGCUGUUCCAAAGGAGUUUGUCGGCAAGAUGCUCGCCGAAGAGCAGUGGCGAGGUAUUGGUAUCCAGCAAUCGCCAGGAUGGGAGCAUUACAUGGUGCAUUUGCCCGAGCCAGUAAGUAGCCAUGCCCGCGCAAUCGCCGAUCUGCGGCUGGUGGCUCGCAACGACACAGUGGUUGAUGCCCCUGCGGUGUGGGCUUGA
Messenger RNA from Polychytrium aggregatum, 468 nucleotides. RefSeq names its product cyclin-dependent kinase regulatory subunit-domain-containing protein. Gene Ontology annotation, molecular function: cyclin-dependent protein serine/threonine kinase activator activity; protein kinase binding; histone binding. The record is from RefSeq and is a predicted model, not a curated record. The coding region runs from base 1 to 468 and encodes 155 amino acids. The transcript is spliced from 2 exons. Gene Ontology annotation, cellular component: cyclin-dependent protein kinase holoenzyme complex; SCF ubiquitin ligase complex. NCBI's taxonomy places the organism in Eukaryota, Fungi, Chytridiomycota, Chytridiomycetes, Polychytriales. Gene Ontology annotation, biological process: regulation of mitotic cell cycle.